UGUGUGUGUGUGUGUGUGUGUGUGUGUGGUUUGAGUUCAUCUAAAAUGGCACUCCUUAUCUCUUUUUCUGCAAGCCUGUGAGGUCACAGGUUUCAGAUAGUCCCAGUUUGUCAAACCUCCUCAUACAUGACAGCACUUCUCUGUAUGUGUGUGUUCCUUCUGUCCACUGUGCAGCAAUGGGAAACCAUAUUGUAUCCAAUCACCGGAAAAGAAAGAUGCCUUUGGGUGACGAUGGACAUUCCUGGAAGAAGAAAACAUCAGAUGUUAAGGAGAACUUCGACUUCAAGGAGAUCCUGGGGACGGGGGCUUUCUCCGAGGUGGUCCUAGCAGAAGAGAAGAGGACACAGAAACUGGUGGCCAUCAAAUGCAUCCCUAAGAAAGCCCUGGAAGGCAAAGAGAACAGCAUAGAAAAUGAGAUCGCUGUCCUGCACAAGUUAAAACAUGCCAACAUUGUCUCCCUGGAGGAUAUAUUUGAGAGUAAAUCCCACCUCUACCUGGUUAUGCAGCUCGUGUCUGGUGGGGAGCUGUUUGACAGGAUAGUGGAGAAGGGCUUUUACACAGAGAAAGAUGCCAGCAAGCUCAUCCAGCAGAUCCUGGACGCUGUCAAAUACCUCCAUGACAUGGGCAUCGUACACCGCGACCUGAAGCCGGAGAACCUUCUGUACUACAGUAUGGAGGAGGACUCUAAGAUCAUGAUCAGUGACUUUGGCCUGUCAAAGAUCGAGGGAUCUGGAAGUGUCAUGUCCACAGCCUGCGGAACACCAGGAUACGUGGCCCCUGAAGUGUUGGCCCAGAAACCCUACAGCAAGGCGGUGGACUGUUGGUCAAUCGGUGUCAUCGCCUACAUCCUUUUGUGUGGAUACCCUCCGUUCUAUGACGAGAACGACGCCAAGCUUUUUGAGCAGAUUCUGAAGGCUGAAUAUGAGUUUGACUCUCCUUACUGGGACGAUAUCUCUGACUCAGCCAAAGACUUCAUAGUCCACUUGAUGGAGAAGGACCCCAGGAUACGCUACACAUGUGACCAGGCUCUGCAGCACCCCUGGAUCGCUGGUGACACCGCUCUAGAUAAGAACAUCCAUGAGUCUGUCAGUGCUCAGAUCAGGAAGAACUUUGCCAAGAGCAAGUGGAGGCAAGCGUUUAAUGCCACGGCGGUGGUGCGUCACAUGAGGCGUCUGCAGCUAGGCACCAGUCAGGAGGCCACCAGUCAGACCACGCUGCCCAGCCCCCUCAGAGCCCACCUGCUGCUUUCUGAGGCCACAGAAACAGAGGACACCACCGAGUCUCCGUGUGAGGGGGGCUGCUCCCAGAGUGCUGAUGGGGGGGCGGAGCGCGACCACCUCUCCAACUGCACCUACCGCUGCCAUCCAACCAGCCGGGUCUGAUCCCUGCUCACCCGGGCCACGCGGGGCCAACCAAUGACUUUCCCAUUUACCUCUGGAGACCAGAGAACUCCCUUGUCUGGCCAGAAAUACAGAGUUGUUCCAGCAACCCGCCACCAGGAGGGGCAGGCAGGUUAUGAAUCCAGGGUGGGGAGGAGGGAGGAGGGACUCGAUGUCAACAGAGGAGGUCAUUUGAACUGAUUGGGUGAGAGUGGAAGAUGAGAUGAGAGGGGAGAGGAGAGGAAAGGAAAGGAGGAGAACAUUGAGAAAGAGAGGUGUGGUGCCCAGAAUAAUCCUGGCUCAUAUAUUUUGGUAGCGGGACAGAGCUUGGACAGGGUUUUACUCAUCCUUUUAAAAUGUGCGUCUGCUUUUUAUAUCUCUGCAUUUAUGUGCAUGGUGUUUUCUAUCUUCAUUGUCUUUCCACUUUGACAGAAUCCACGGAUGAUAUCUGCAUGAUGAGGUGACAGGUCCCCUUGCAUGUUGGCAGAAGGUGUUUUAUAGCGUGAAGAGUCUAUUGCAAAAUCGUGUAUGGUAGUAAUCAUUAUGUUAUAGUUCCUGUACUGCAGAUACACAUCUUUAUGACCUUAAUGAAUUUAGCGCUUCAGCAUUACAUUUGUAUGGCUUUGUUGUAUCUUAAUAUAAUUUUUUAUAUAUAAAUGUAGCCCUAGAUGCAUUCACCUAAUACCACAUCUGGAUAAUCAAUGUGAGAAUACUCCAUCCAUUGGGCUAGUAUACGAUAGACCCAGCAUUUAGCUAGAUCUGUUCUUUCUUUCUUCUUUCUUUCCUCAGCAUGGUUGUGUUUCACAACUGUAAGUUUGUGGUUGUGCUUCCACCCCAAGCUUAUAACAGAAUAAGGCUUUCUGAUUUUAAUAAAUUCAGCACAGGGACUUCUUCUCUAUGGUGCCUUUAGAACAAUAUCAAAUGUUUAUUUUCUGGUGGCUUUUAGAAAUCUGAAGAUACAUCUCUAUAUCUCUGCACAGUUAAAGGAGCAUUAGCGACUAUUUCAUUGUAUGUUUGUAUAUAUUUCAAUGUGGCAAUUCUAUCGUUAAAUACAGACUUUCACCUUGGUCCAGAUCUGUCCAGAUCGCUUUUCCAGUUGAGAAGUGUAAUAACCUGGAGAUAGACUUACAUACACAGCCAUUCAUCUUAGUACUAGUUAAUACUUCAUUUUUUCAAGCCUUUGUACCUGUACAGAGACAACUUAAAUUAAAGAAUGUAAAUAUACAUUU
This is a messenger RNA of Salmo salar (Atlantic salmon), 2608 nucleotides long. It is a transcript of the gene camk1b, whose product is annotated as calcium/calmodulin-dependent protein kinase Ib. Gene Ontology annotation, biological process: protein phosphorylation. NCBI's taxonomy places the organism in Eukaryota, Metazoa, Chordata, Actinopteri, Salmoniformes, Salmonidae. The record is from RefSeq and is a predicted model, not a curated record. Gene Ontology annotation, molecular function: ATP binding; protein kinase activity.